AUGUUAGUUUUUUACCCAUCUCUGGAGUCAGAAGAGGAUAACCCUGUCUUCAAAUCCAGAUCCAAGAAGAGGAAAGGUUCAGAUACUCCAUACAGCCCCACAGCGCGUGUCGGUCCCUCUGUGCUUCGUCAGGCGAGGCCGGCCAGAGAAGGAGCGCGAGUGGCGUCCAUAGAGACAGGACUGGCAGCUGCUGCAGCCAAACUCACACACCAGAAGGAGCAGCAGAAGACCAAGAAAAAGCAGAAGAGCACAAAAAAGAAGCCCCCUGCUCCUUUGAGAGAGGAGGAAGAAGAGGAGGAGCCAGUGAGGAAGCUGAGUAGGGACAGCAGUUCUCCAGAACCAGACGCGGCCCGGGACUCCGAGCCUGGUCAGACCGACCAUGAAUACUCCUCUGGGGCAGGAGGGAAGCAGGCUGGGGGGCCCCAACCCAUGGCCCCUGGAGUCUUCCUUACACAGAGACGACCCUCUACCUUUUCAUCAUCUCAAAACAAUAACAACAACAACACAGCCAAGGGGGAGCGAGGAGCCGCAGGAGGAGCAGGUGGAGCAGGGAAGGGUGACGCAAAGGGCGAAGCAAAACGGCUAAAGAAAGGCAUGGCGACGGCCAAACAGAGACUAGGAAAGAUCCUGAAGAUCCACCGCAACGGGAAGCUCCUCCUGUAACAGGAAGUGACUGGCUACGGAGCGUUGGCAUUGGCUCCUGCAGUACUCUUAGCAUAUGAACUGGCUCCAUCUCCUCUCCUUUGAUUGGUGCUGGGCUAACAGACAGACUGAAACAGUCGACGUUGGUUUUGCCUAUACUUAAAAGUGUACAGAAUAAU
Messenger RNA from Oncorhynchus keta (chum salmon), 821 nucleotides. RefSeq names its product lysine-specific demethylase phf2-like. Bases 1 to 663 code for a protein of 220 amino acids. Lineage: Eukaryota; Metazoa; Chordata; Actinopteri; Salmoniformes; Salmonidae. Gene Ontology annotation, molecular function: histone demethylase activity; transcription coregulator activity. The record is from RefSeq and is a predicted model, not a curated record. Gene Ontology annotation, biological process: regulation of transcription by RNA polymerase II; protein demethylation. The transcript has 5 exons.